CCUGUUAGAGGCAGCUUUGCCCAAGGGGGGUAUUUCCAGCUUUGGGGUUUUCACUUCCACUUUUACGAGGUGGGCGGAGUGGCCUUCUGUGGACAAAUCAGAUCCCUCCUCAGCUCCAACUUCAAGAGGUGAGCCAGGGGUUCAGGGUCCCAGAUACACAGGUGGUGGCAGCAGCAGCAGCAGCAGCAGCAGCAGCAGCAGCAGCAGGAAGCGUGGGGAAGACCAGAGGCCAGAACUAUGGAAGACCAGCGCGACCUCAUCUCCAACCAUGAGCAGCUGCCCAUACUGGGCCAGCGCCCUGGUGCCCCAGAGAGCAAAUGCAGCCGAGGAGCUCUGUACACAGGCUUUUCUGUCCUGGUGGCUCUGCUCCUGGCUGGCCAGGCCACCACGGCCUACUUCCUGUACCAGCAGCAGGGCCGGCUGGACAAGCUGACAGUCACCUCCCAGAACCUGCAGCUGGAGAGCCUGCGCAUGAAGCUUCCCAAGCCUCCCAAGCCUUUGAGCAAGAUGAGGGUGGCCACUCCCAUGAUGAUGCAGGCGCUGCCCAUUCAAAGCCUGCCCCAGGGGCCCACACAGAAUGCCACCGAGUACGGCAACAUGACACAGGACCACGUGAUGCACCUGCUUCUGGAGGCGGACCCCCUGAAGGUGUACCCAAAGCUGAAGGGGAGCUUCCCAGAGAACCUGAAACACCUUAAGAACACCAUGGAGACCCUGGAUUGGAAGGUCUUUGAGAACUGGAUGUAUCAGUGGCUCCUGUUUGAAAUGAGCAAGAACUCCCUGGAGAAGAAGAGCACUGAGGUUCCACUAAAAGCACUGACCAAGUGCCAGGAGGAGGUCAGCCGCAUCCCCGAUGUCCACCCUGGCAUGUUCAGGCCCCAGUGCGACGAGAACGGCAACUAUAAGCCGCUCCAGUGCUAUGGGAGCACCGGCUACUGCUGGUGCGUCUUCCCCAACGGCACCGAGGUCCCCCACACCAGGAGCCACGGGCACCAUAACUGCAGUGAGCCACUGGACAUGGAAGACCUGUCAUCUGGGCUGGGCAUGGCCAAGUAGGACCUGGGCCAAGCUAUCAUUUGAGAACAGCAGAUGCGGAUGCCAGCACGUAGCCCACGCUGCGUGGCCACUGCUUCCUUGCUCCCUUCUAUCCUCCGACCCGACCCUAGCCCCUCUUCUCCUUCCCUUACACACUGCUCCCCCAACUCACUGUCUCCCACCCCGCAGCUCCUUCCACAACACCCUGGCACCUGGCUCUCCAUCAUCCUGGGACACAGGUCAUGUCAGAACAGCACAGAUUUAACGAUGCAGGAACGUUCUGUUGCCCAAGCCCCCAUCUGUCAGGAGUGUGUGGCCCAAGGAGGUGGCCCAAGAGCUAGGCGGACUCCCAUUUCAUCCUCCAACCUGGAGCCCCAAGACCCAGGCCCAUGGACGAGAUGGAAGGUGCAGGGAGAGGGGACAGUGUUCCCCGACACCCAACAUGUUAGCUGUUCCUGCCCCUUUCUAGCCUCUUCAGCUGGGGAGCCACCCCUUCCCUCUCUCCAGCAACACUCACCCAGGAAGAACCAGCCCCUCCACAGCGAUGCCUCACUUUCUGCCAACCCCCAGUUCCCUCUCCGCAGCCAAGCUUGUCAUUGGCCCUCAGGGCUGAGAAUAAAAGUAGUGAGUAGAACA
Messenger RNA from Canis lupus familiaris (dog), 1671 nucleotides. RefSeq names its product CD74 molecule (gene CD74). Gene Ontology annotation, biological process: positive regulation of cytokine-mediated signaling pathway; positive regulation of ERK1 and ERK2 cascade; T cell activation involved in immune response. Lineage: Eukaryota; Metazoa; Chordata; Mammalia; Carnivora; Canidae. Gene Ontology annotation, cellular component: cytoplasm; cell surface; membrane. The transcript is spliced from 9 exons. Gene Ontology annotation, molecular function: macrophage migration inhibitory factor binding; cytokine receptor activity; MHC class II protein binding. The record is from RefSeq and is a predicted model, not a curated record. The coding region runs from base 238 to 1056 and encodes 272 amino acids.